AGUUGCUUCUCUUGUUUAGCAUGUUGAUGGCUAUCAAUUUCUAAGGUCUGACGGGCGUUGUGCUUGGACAAGGCGGGGUGGUAAUGUUGGGGUCGUGGGUGGUGGUGGCGGCCGUGGUGUUCUGGAGCUACACGGGCAACCUCACCUCCUUACUGGCGGUGAGAUACAUUCCACAACCCAUCCAGACUGUGAGGAUUCUACUUGACGAUCCUUCCGUGACUGUCAUCAGGGUUCCUAUGACUUAUUUUGCAGAAAGUAUAUCGAAAAUUGAAUCAGGAGAGUUGCGAGAACUACACGACCUGGAUAAAGUGGGUCGUGUGAUUUACGAGACUUCAGAUUUACAUUCAAUGGUUGAAAAUUACGUGCGUCUUGGCGGCUACUCCCUCAUAGAUGCUGUCUUUUCUAUUGAUCUCCUGAUGGCUGACAGCUUCCUCAAAACAAAAACGUGCGACUUUUACAAGUCAAAACAGACGAUGUUCUCUACUGGGACCCACGUGAUCAUGGAAAAGGGCAAUCCCUUGUUGCCAGCCGUCGACCACAGGAUAAGAGCGAUUGUGGAAUCCGGGUUGUUUGAGCACUGGAUGAACAACGAACUCCAUGCAUACCGCAGCAACUGCCAAUUCUCGCCCUCCAUCAUCUUGGUGAGGGAGCCGCUGUCCCUCGCCAACCUCUGGGUAAUUCGCUCGUCUCGGCCACGGUCGCAGUUUUGUUGGUUGAUGUAAAGUGUGAUACGUGAGUUUGACAGGUAAACUAGCUUAACAGGAGUCAGAUUAAUCAAGGCACUUACGACACUUGUUUGUAAAUCGUGCCGUCACUCGCUUUACAACAAACCCUCUAGUAAAGUCUUAUUGAUCAAGUGUUUAAUACAUCCCUUACCUUACCGAGAUGACCUGCCCCUAUAGACGAUAGCAAUCAUGGAAUGCCGCCUCUCUCUCUCUCUCUCUCUCUCUCUCUCUCUCUCUCUCUCUCUCUCUCUCUCUCAAACUCUCUCUCUCUCUCUCUCUCUCUGAUCAUCUGUAGCAGAUUUGCAGCCUUGCUUCCAUUUCCCACUGUUCUUGUCAUUCCAUACAUGCACUUUUCGCUUUGUCCGCCUCUUGCUCUUCUACCUGAGAUUCUUCGUCUUAAACUUAGGUCCUCUAUCUUUCCUCUUCUCAUUAC
Molecule: messenger RNA, 1158 nt
Organism: Scylla paramamosain (green mud crab)
Lineage: Eukaryota; Metazoa; Arthropoda; Malacostraca; Decapoda; Portunidae
Exons: 4
Coding region: 84-722 (212 amino acids)
Source: RefSeq, a predicted model, not a curated record